Messenger RNA from Pseudophryne corroboree (corroboree frog), 1126 nucleotides. Its product is annotated as putative nuclease HARBI1. The coding region runs from base 29 to 718 and encodes 229 amino acids. NCBI's taxonomy places the organism in Eukaryota, Metazoa, Chordata, Amphibia, Anura, Myobatrachidae. The record is from RefSeq and is a predicted model, not a curated record. The transcript has 4 exons.
CCUAAAGCGGGUGAAGCAAUUCAUUGAUAUGCCUUUGGAUGUUGGUGCCCUAGAUGUGGUGAAGCGGCAAUUUGAGGAAGGUGGUAGUCGCUUCCCACAUGUUAUUGGGGUUGUGGAUGGCACACAUGUUGCUAUUCAGCCACCAAGACAUAAUGAAGAAAUUUAUAGAAACAGGAAACUGUUUCAUUCUCUGAAUGUAAUGGUUGUUUGUGGGCCAUCCCUCCAGAUCCUUUCCCUGAAUGCAAAAUUUACUGGAAGUUCACAUGAUGCAUAUGUCAUUAGACAAUCAGGGAUAUGGCAGAGAUUAAGAUCAAGUCAACGAGCAGACAUGUGGUUAUUGGGAGACCGUGGAUAUCCUUGCACCCCCUGGCUCAUGACUCCUUACCGUAAUCCCAGGCCAGGACCACAGAUGGCAUUUAACUCCGCGCUUACUGCCACUAGGCAGCUGGUGGAGCGCACAAUUGGUGUCCUUAAAGGGCGGUUUCGUGUGCUCCACCGCACUGGUGGCGACAUCAUGUAUUCGCCGGAGAUGGCAAGUAAAAUAGUGGUCCUGUGCGCAAUACUACAUAAUAUCGCGGUAAGGAGUAGUGUAGAGCUUCCUCAGGCAGAGGAAUUGCCUGAUGAGGAGCCAGGGGUUGUUCGACAUUUCGGUGGGGGGAGUGUUACACGGAGGGGGAGCCAAGUGAGGGCAAGGAUUGUUGCCGAAUAUUUCAGCUGAAUGAUCACACGAACUGUGGACAACAACAACGGCACAACUCUCCGCCCCCUUCCCCUUCCCAGUCCCCCUCCCCUUCUCACUCCCCCUCCCCUUCUCACUCCCCCUCCCCUUCACAGUCCCCCUCCCCUUCCCAGUCCCACUCAGCUUCCCAGUCCCCCUCAGCUUCCCAGUCCCCCUCAUCUUCCCAGUCCCCCUCAUCUUCCCAGUCCCCAUCAGCUUCCCAGUCCCCCUCAGCUUCCCUGGCCCACUCCACUUUCCACUCCCCUUCUCACCACACCUCUCCAUCUCUUUCUGGGACCCCUUCUCCUCCUUCCCAUACCCCUUCUCCUUCAACUUCUACAUCACCAUCUCAACCCCCCUCACCCUCUAUUGCAUUAACUUUCUCUCCGCCCCCCUCGCCCUCUCAAU